AUGUCCAUGCAUCUGUCAUGUGGUGUUAGGGAUCUUGAUGAGAACAUAUUUUUGGUUAUGGUCAUUCGUGACUUGCUGAAUUUAUGCAAAAUCACGAAAGGGAAGGAUAACAAAGUUGUCAUCGCAAGUAACAUUAUGUAUGUUGUUGGACAGUACCCGAGGUUUCUAAGAGCUCACUGGAAGUUCCUAAAAACUGUUGUGAACAAAUUGUUUGAGUUCAUGCAUGAGACACAUCCUGGUGUUCAGAGCAACAUCAUGAGGAGGUUUGCCUUGGAAACCUGAGGAGAUUUCAAUUUAGAGAGCUUCAGAUGGCAACAAACAACUUCAGCAGCAAGUACUUGGUUGGAUGAUGAAUUGAAGGAUGGAACAAGUUUCAU
This is a messenger RNA of Humulus lupulus (European hop), 377 nucleotides long. Its product is annotated as protein EXPORTIN 1A-like. Gene Ontology annotation, cellular component: nucleus; cytoplasm. Gene Ontology annotation, biological process: protein export from nucleus; ribosomal small subunit export from nucleus; ribosomal large subunit export from nucleus. The record is from RefSeq and is a predicted model, not a curated record. The coding region runs from base 1 to 282 and encodes 93 amino acids. The transcript has 4 exons. Gene Ontology annotation, molecular function: nuclear export signal receptor activity. Lineage: Eukaryota; Viridiplantae; Streptophyta; Magnoliopsida; Rosales; Cannabaceae.